This is a messenger RNA of Dermacentor andersoni, 1374 nucleotides long. NCBI's taxonomy places the organism in Eukaryota, Metazoa, Arthropoda, Arachnida, Ixodida, Ixodidae. The record is from RefSeq and is a predicted model, not a curated record.
AGACAAAAACUCCAACGAAUAGCUUCUGCAUAGGUUUCUCGUGGAAUCGUUUACGUUAGGUCCUAGUGCUCUGCGUUGAAGACAUUCGCACAGCGAAGCUUUCAUCUUUUGGCAGUUCAGUAUUCUACUUGCCGAAUCCCAGGAUCUGAAGGGUCUGUCGACAAGCUUCUUGUGGACGAAUGCGCUGCAUCUCCCAUCGUCUGUGAGCAGGCCGUCAAAAAAGACGUGUUUGCGACGCCUUGACAACAACACCUGUGGCUCAUUGAGUUGGCAAUCCCAUGCCUUGAAAGGUCUUAGGCCCGCCGCCAGGUUUCUUGUGAAGGAGAACGUUACACUUGCUAUCGCCGUUCUGCGGCUGUAGGAUACCUUCAAACAACCGGUGUUAUAAUUGAUACACUGAAAUCUAGUGUCACGGAAAAAUAGAAAAACUCUUUUGCGAGCGACUUCGUUAAGCUUGCCACUUUCGUGGAGUAAGCCGUUGUCUCUAUAUUAGGGACGCCAAAGUUCGAUGUCCCCAAGACUAGCUUCCUAGGCCUGUCGUCAGGCGCGUUGGCUUGCCAGGGUUCUGCGAUGAGGGUCGCAGUCAUCGGGGCCGGAUGCGCGGGCAUCACCGCCGUCAAGGCAUGCCUCGAAGAGAACCUCGACGUCGUCUGUUUCGAAGCGGCCUCGAACUCCGGAGGUCUGUGGUGGUACCGCGACCAAGAACACGAGGAUGUCUUCGACGCCGGCACAGUGAUGCGGUUCACGGUCUGCAAUACCAGCAAGGAGAUGUGCGUCUACAGCGACUUUCCGCCGAACAAGGACUGGCCGAUCUUCCUGGGGCACAAGAAAAUGCUCCAGUACAUCCGGGACUAUGCAGACCACUUCAGGGUGACGCCUCGAAUCCGUUUCAGGCACAAGGUCGUCGACCUGAGCGAAGACCUGACGUUGAGGGUGCGCAAUUUGGAGACAGGCGAGGAGUUCGAAGAGAGCUUCGACAGGGUGAUGAUCUGCACAGGACACCACGCCAUACCGUCGGUGCCAGUUAUUGCGGGAAGGAGCAAGUUCAAGGGCCGGGUAAUGCACUCGAGAGAAUACAAGUACACCGACGACAGCAUUCGUGGAAAGAGGGUGGUGAUCGUCGGUUUCGGCAACUCGGCAGUCGACAUCGCCGUUGACAUGGCCGACGUCGCUGAAGUGGUAAGGAAACUUUGAAUUUAUCUGUAGGGAUAACUUUAGGCAGCAUGGAGGUCAUGUAUCUAUGUAAUAGUCGUAGCCAUGUAGCCAGGGUUUUUCAGCAAGCUGUCACAGAAUUCGUGUUUGAGGGUGAGUGUCGUUUUGAAUUGAACCAAAUAAUGAAAACAUCGGCAGACAUGACUGCCAUUCAGAGAUCUA